Molecule: messenger RNA, 1663 nt
Organism: Spodoptera litura
Lineage: Eukaryota; Metazoa; Arthropoda; Insecta; Lepidoptera; Noctuidae
Gene: Taldo
Product: transaldolase
Biological process (GO): pentose-phosphate shunt; pentose-phosphate shunt, non-oxidative branch; carbohydrate metabolic process
Cellular component (GO): intracellular anatomical structure; cytoplasm
Molecular function (GO): transaldolase activity
Source: RefSeq, a predicted model, not a curated record
AUUUAAAAGUCUAUAGAAGUGUUCAAUGUGAAUGUGUUUGAUUUGUAAUUUGCAUUCCUUUUGAACGAAACAGCAGUCUUAUCUACUACAGUAGCUAAAAAUUUGAUUAAUAGUUUGUUUCUUCUAAAGGUUUAACCGAAGUCGAGUAACCAGUAUGAGCGGUGAACCCCAAGCGAAACGUACGAAAAUGAGUGUCCUGGAACAAUUAAAACAAUACUGCACGGUGGUGGCCGAUACCGGCGAUUUUGAAGCUAUGAAAGAAUACAAGCCAACAGAUGCUACCACCAACCCAAGCUUGAUUCUGUCUGCGGCUGCCAUGGAGCAGUACCAGCACAUACUUGACAAAGCUAUCAAAUAUGCCAAGGAGGUUGGCAGUACUGUGGAGGAACAAGUUGCCGAAACCUUGGACAUGCUGAGUGUGUUGUUUGGUUGUGAAAUUCUCAAAAUCAUUCCUGGCAGAGUGUCCGUAGAAGUUGAUGCAAGAUUGUCAUUUGAUAAGGAUGCAAGCAUUGCAAAGGCUAUCAAACUGAUCAACAUGUUUGCUGAGUAUGGCAUCAAGAAGGAGAGGAUUCUCAUCAAGUUGGCUUCUACUUGGGAAGGUAUUCAGGCAGCAAGGGAAUUGGAGAAGAAACAUGGAAUUCACUGUAACCUGACAUUGUUGUUCUCAUUGUACCAAGCUAUUGCUUGUGCUGAGGCCAAUGUAACACUCAUCUCACCAUUUGUUGGACGUAUCUUGGACUGGUAUGUCGAGCAUACAAAGAAGACAUAUGAAGGCAAGGACGACCCAGGCGUGCUAUCGGUCACUCGCGUGUACAACUACUACAAAAAGUUCGGCUACAAGACCCAAGUGAUGGGCGCCUCUUUCCGUAACACUGGCGAGAUUCGUGAGCUGGCUGGUUGCGACCUCCUUACUAUAAGUCCGAAGCUCCUGCAAGAGUUGGCUGCCAGUGAACAACCAUUGAAGAGAGUGCUGGAUCCUAAAUUUGCUGCCCAAUGUGACAUGGAAAAGAUUUCUCUAAAUGAGGCGCAGUUCCGUUGGCAUCUGAACGAAGACCAGAUGGCGACUGACAAGUUAUCAGACGGCAUCAGGAAGUUCGCUGCCGACACGAGAAAACUGGAAUCCCUCAUCAAAGCCCUCCUCGCUAAGAAGUAGAUGACGUCAUCAUUUACAAAUAGCUCUUGGGGUGUAGAGGCACAAUAGGGAUGUUUCCAGCCAGUCAAAUCAAAUAUUUCUUCCAAAUGUCAAAAUGUUAUAUUCUAUUUUUGAAUGCGAUUGUAAAUUGUGACGUCCUAAUUUUGAAGCGUCAACUAACUUAUUUUACAACGAAAUAUGAAAUCAAAUCAACCAAUGAUACAUCGAAUCGUGUCAUCGUGUGAGUACUGAUAAAUCGAAUUUGUUUUUGGCUUAGGAAACACCCCAAUUAUUAGGCUAAGCUAAAAAUAAUGUUAAGGAAAGAUCUACUUAAACUGUUUUUGAUAUAUUUUUACGUUUUUCUUUGAUCAUGUUUGAUAAACCUAUGUGUUGUUUUUUUUUACAAAGGUAUUAGAUUUUUAUAUUCUGAAAUGGGGACCACAAAUUGUUGAUACAUUCCUGUACAUAUUGUUUGUUGCAUAUUGGAGGGUUACAUAUUUUAAAUCAUUAAAUGAAUUACCUACCUAUUCA